Molecule: messenger RNA, 2686 nt
Organism: Rhododendron vialii
Lineage: Eukaryota; Viridiplantae; Streptophyta; Magnoliopsida; Ericales; Ericaceae
Product: probable GTP diphosphokinase RSH2, chloroplastic
Exons: 6
Coding region: 372-2504 (710 amino acids)
Biological process (GO): guanosine tetraphosphate metabolic process
Cellular component (GO): chloroplast
Source: RefSeq, a predicted model, not a curated record
GAAGAAAGAGAAAGAAAGAAGAAACUUGAAACUUCCACCCUCCACUCCUCUCUCCUCCUCCCUCUCUCUCUCUCUCUCCAAAAUUCAAAGCAUUCUCAACUCCCUUUCUUGUACUUUUUCUUCCCCCUCAAAGACCAAAGCUUUCACUCAGAUCUCUAUAAAAAUAAAAAAAAAGAAGACUUGUACAUACUGUAUUCAAUUCCCUUCCCUUUCCGUCUUCACAAAUCAGUAUCUAGGGCUUCAACCAAUCCCUGAUCUUAUCACCAAUUCUCCUUAUUCUGAAUCCUAAAAAUCACUUUUCUGUAAACAAAUUCGUAAAUUUUCGAGCUUUGAGCGAAUUAACCUCCAAAGAAAAUCCGUUGUAAAAAAUCAUGGUGGUACCGGCCAUAGCACUGUAUUCCACCCCGCCGUACGACCUCGAAUCCACCGGCCGAUCUCCGCCGUCAGCCCCAAAGCCGGCUGUCGGCGGCCUCACGUGCCUUUUCUCGUCGCAGCCGCCGCCGUCGGUGAAGCACGACAGAGGCAACGAAUUGAGCGCGACGUCGUCGUUUCGCUCUUCCAAUGGCGGCAACGAAGAGUUCGCGUCCCCGUGGCACGACAGAGGCAGCGAAUUCCCCGCGACGUCGUCGUUUCGCUCCUGCUACUCCCCGUGGGGAUCGUACUCAUCUCUGAAGCGCGAUCACAGCCCCGCGUCGGUUUUCCAUGGCCCCACCUCGUGCAGUAGCAGUAGUAACCUAUCAUCAUCAUCUCUACCGUUGAGAAUUGGGCGCGAAAAGAGUUCUAGUUAUAGUCAUAGUUUGUUUAGUGGGUUUGUUACGCACGCGUUAGGGUCUUGUGUGGAUUACGAUUUGAGUAACGAUUCGAUAGAUUCGACGUCGGUGAUGAGGGAAGAGCUGCCGUUUAGCAUGGAGGGUGAUGUUGCGGAGUCGAGUGGUGGAACUUGUGCUGAUGAAUUGUUAUUGGGUGCACAGUUGAGGCACAAGAUAUUUAGUGAAGAUUUGGUUGUUAAGGCUUUUUAUGAAGCUGAGAAGGCUCAUAGAGGGCAGGUUCGAGUAAGUGGGGGUCCUUAUUUACAGCAUUGCGUCGAAACAGCGGUGUUGCUUGCAGCUAUUGGAGCGAACUCAACGGUGGUUGCUGCGGGCCUUUUACAUGACACGCUUGAUGAUUCUUCUAUGAGUUACGACCACAUUUACCUGACAUUUGGAGCUGAGGUUGCGGAUUUGGUUGAAGGGGUAUCUAAGCUUAGUCAACUGAGCAAGCUUGCCCGUGAAAAUGAUAUAGCAAGUAAAACUGUUGAGGCAGAUCGCCUGCACACCAUGUUCCUUGCAAUGGAAGAUGCCAGGGCAGUUCUCAUAAAGCUGGCGGAUCGCUUGCAUAAUAUGAUGACGCUUGAUGCCUUAAAUGUGGUCAAGCAACAGAGAUUCGCGAAGGAAACAUUGGAAAUCUUUGCUCCUUUAGCCAACCGUUUGGGGAUCUUUAGUUGGAAAGAGCAACUUGAAAACCUAUGUUUCAAAUAUCUCUACCCAGACCAGCACAAAAAACUCUCCUCCGAACUUGUGAACACCUUUGACCGGGCAAUGAUUACUUCUGCUGAAGAAAAAUUAGGUCAGGCACUUGAGGAUGCAGCCAUCUGUUACGAUGUGCUAAAAGGGAGGCACAAAAGCUUGUAUAGCAUCUAUGCCAAGAUGUUGAAAAAGAAGCUGACGAUGGAUAAAAUUCAUGAUAUUUAUGGGCUACGAUUGAUUGUUGAAAAAGAGGAAGAUUGUUACAAGGCAUUGAGAGUUGUUCACCAGUUGUGGUCUCAAGUACCUGGGAAGUUGAAGGACUACAUAAAUGAUCCCAAGCCCAAUGGGUACAGAUCUCUACACACGGUAGUGCAGGGCGAGGGAAUGGUUCCUCUUGAAAUUCAGAUUCGAACACAAGAGAUGCAUUUACAAGCCGAGUUUGGCAUUGCGGCUCACUGGAGAUACAAAGAAGGUGAUUGUAAACUCUCUUCUUUUGUGCUUCAAAUGGUUGAGUGGCACCGUUGGGUUCUCUCCUGGCAGUGUGAGACAAUGAGCAAGGAUCGAUCAUCAGUUCAAUUUGCAGAUUCCAUUAAACCACCCUGCACAUUCCCUUCUCAUUCUGAAGAUUGCCCUUAUUCCUAUAAGCCUAGUCACAGCCCGGAUGGACCUGUAUUUGUCAUCGUGCUGGAAAAUGACAAGAUGUCGGUGCAGGAGCUUCCAGCAAACUUGACGGUCCAGGAUUUGAUGGAAAGAGUUGGGCAAGGGAACUUCAGAUGGUCUCCGGAUGGAUUUCCCGUUAAGGAAGAGUUGAGACCAAGGUUGAACCAUGAGUCAGUGGGUGAUCCAACCUGCAAACUAAAAAUGGGGGAUGUAGUGGAGCUCACUCCAGCAAUACCUGUUAAGGCUUUGACAGAGUACAGGGAACAGAUCCAGCGCAUGUACAAUACUGCAUCCACCUCCGAACAUGACCAUAAUAGCACAGUUGGCCAGAGAAGUUGAAAUUGGCGUGCUUUUUACUCCUAUAUCUAACCAUUUAGGGAAGACCAGUUGUAUAUAAGUUCUAUGUAUUUGUACAGCACAACUGUAUGGUUCUUGCUUGAAGAACAAUGGCUAACUGGAUUGAAGAUAAUGCAAAAUGCUCGGCUAAUAUUGCCAUAUUAGCUAGCACCCAUUUGUUGCUC